Geodia barretti is the source of this 1209-nucleotide messenger RNA. Lineage: Eukaryota; Metazoa; Porifera; Demospongiae; Tetractinellida; Geodiidae. The record is from the annotation of a GenBank genome assembly.
AUGGCAAAGAAAAAGGGACGCCGCUCCAUAAAUGUGGCACGGAAGCGCGAAAAACGAAACCGCGACCGGAAAUUUAGGCAAAAACAGCUUGCUGUCGAAAAGCAACGUAGACUUCCUUAUGAAAAGUCAGAAGAGGAGCAUUUACACGCCUGUAUCUCACAGAGCCGUAAGCUCCUCAACGAACCUGAACUUGAAGGCGUUCUUUUCGAUUUUGAACUGAUGUAUACACGGGUGACGGAAGUACUCGAUAAUUACCAAGCCGACAAGACAAACGCCCUCACAGCCGAAUUUGAAGAAGACCUCAUCCAUCUAACAAAUGUAACAGAAGAAGCAACGAGUGAAGAGGAACUAAAUCCUUUACCGGAAGCGGAACGCGCCUGCGAACAUUUUCGAUUAGAAGUGCUCCCACAUCUUGUUACACCGGACUUUAUGCAACAAUUAGUGCAAGCACUCACGGCGUGUGAAAAACGUCUUAAGUUAAUAGGUAACCGAGAACUUGCAGAGGUGGCUUUUGUCACCCGCUCGCUUUUUGAAGCUGCCCCAUCGGAAAUCCUGGCAUUCCACCCGAUGAUCCAAACUAUCGGUAUUGAAACCCUACGGAUACUUGUGGAAGAACCGGAUAUGAUUAUUGACAGACGUGAGGAGGUUAAGGAAAUCCUUUCAGAUGUUCUGGAAUACAAAGAGUCAGAAGCCUACCAAUCUCAACCGAUUUCCGUCUUUUCAGACACUGCAAAAAAUCAGGAACACCACAAGGAAAAGGACACCGAAUCUAAUUUAACAGAACCGGCUUCGCCGCAUUUUGACACGGUAAAUACUGCGAUAACCGAUCCGGCACCGCUUUCAGAUCCAGUCGAUCUCUCCGGUACACCUACUUCAGAGAUAGCAAUACCGCCGGUCUCACCCGACGAACUUCCUGCUCGGGCACUUUAUAAAAAUUUCAACGGCUUGGCAAUAAAAGAGAGUUUCGAGGAGCGGACAGACGAUCCGUCCUUACAAGAGGGGCUCGCUAACUACGCUUUGGUGAAUGAAAGCGAAGAACAGGUUGAAUUUGUUGAUGUGGAAAACGAACGCUACAUCACGGUCACCGAAGAGCGGCUGCAGUUACACGCACGCUCAGAAGCAGAACUUACCAUCGCAAUGGCAGAGAUAGAAGCGCAGUGUACAUCGGCAGUCAUGUACCUCGCCAAAACAAUCGAAGAAAGGGGGUAA